Messenger RNA from Physella acuta, 918 nucleotides. RefSeq lists its product as uncharacterized. The record is from RefSeq and is a predicted model, not a curated record. Lineage: Eukaryota; Metazoa; Mollusca; Gastropoda; Physidae.
AUGGCAGCUGAACGAUGCACGGACGAUACAACAUACACCAAUGGUGGCAGACAGUGUUCGUCCAUAAUUCAGAACUCACUUUACUUGUGUUACGAGCAGGAGGUCAAGGACGCUUGUUGCAAGUCAUGUCAACAGGUCAACACGACCGUUGCAGGUUGCGAAUUCGGUGAUCACGUUUCAAAUUGUGAAAUGUUAGACUGCUUUCGCUCAGAUAUGCAAACGAAGUGUUGUGAAACGUGUAAAAUCCCGUUUACUUAUACUACAUCAAGUACAUCAACUUCUCGUCCUUCAACAACUACACAAAGUAUAUCAACGUCACGUCCUACAACAACUACAACAGCUGAACGAUGCACUGACGAUAUAACAUACACAAAUGGUGGCAGACAUUGUUCGUCCAUAGCUCAGAACUCACCUUACUUGUGUUACGAGCAGGAGGUCAAGGACGCGUGCUGCAUGUCAUGUCAACAGGUCAACACGACCGUUGCAGGAUGUGAGUACGGCGACAAGGACCCAUCUUGGUGUGACCUUCCUGACUCCUGCAUAAUGUUCCCAGACAAAUGUUGCGAUACUUGUUCCAAAACAGGACCCGGCAUUGGUUACGAGACAACAACUUGUAUAGACGACUCAAACUUCAGGUACAAUGGAAGAAGCUGCUCGUCUGCCGUGGAGACCUUCAAAGGCAAAUGUUACAACACAGACUUCCAGCAGACGUGUUGCCGCUCUUGUCUCAGUGCUAGGAAUGUGUCUGCUAUUGGCUGUGAGUAUGGAGAUAGAAAUCCGUCCAAAUGUUUCAACAAAAACUCAUGCAAAAAUUACAAAGCUGACUGCUGUGCCCAUUGCAACACAUCAACCAGACUACAGGUGUCGAUCUUCUUAAGUGUUAUGGUGUCUGCUUUGAAAAUGUUCUCUAUUUUGUGA